Messenger RNA from Guyanagaster necrorhizus, 360 nucleotides. RefSeq lists its product as uncharacterized. Lineage: Eukaryota; Fungi; Basidiomycota; Agaricomycetes; Agaricales; Physalacriaceae. The transcript is spliced from 2 exons. Bases 1 to 360 code for a protein of 119 amino acids. The record is from RefSeq and is a predicted model, not a curated record.
AUGUCGCAUUCGAUCACGCUAUUGACAUCUUGUAUGCGUACCCUGCCUAAGCCAUUCAAUGGCGAACAAGAGGUAAUUGAAAGCAGGGAGAAGAGCAGCAGCAGUCUAGUGGUUCUCAAGAUCCCAAACGCUGCCUCGGCUCUUUUGGAGAGAGAGGGCUGUACGCCGUCCGAUACGGUGGAUCGUCGUAGAGGUGCCACGCAGAUAUACCGAAGACGACCGUAUAACCCUGAUUUCCGGCAGCGCGUAAUGGAACAGACUCACCGGUGUGACAAGCCCGCAAACUGUCGGGCCGUCAUGGAAUUGUUCACAUCCGUUCGAGUACCUGAAAAGAUCCGACGCCACGUCUCGUGGCGAUGA